AUGAUCCCAAACAAAACUAUCUUGGGGACGUCCUAUGCACGUUCUCGCAAGUUCAAUAGUCGCAACCUUGAACAUUACUGGUACCCACUGUGGGCUCAGACAUUCUCUGAUCUAGUGGCGAACGCGCCAAAAUUGAUCGUGGCACCUCAAUUCCCUAUCUGGUUUGUGGAUAACCAUGGAUCUCAACAGUCGCAAGAUGAUUCGGAAGACGAUGGUCCCGAAGACAUGGUAGAAAUAGCCCAGACAAAGCAGGAUGACUCGGGAGCCAUAGAAGCCGAGAGUGGGGCGGUGGACUCCUCUGUCCUAUCCAAGUUGACCGUUCCUCAAAGGAAAGCCAAUCAAGUGGUGGUGGAUUUUGCGAUCAUCCAUCUUAUGCCGCAGCAGGAGGACGAUGGAGAGUGGGAAAUAGCCGAGGCGAGCGUUGUGCUUCUUGUGGAAGUGAAGAGGUCUGUGAGCAGGAGUGUGCAAGACGAUAAUCUGGAUGCGAAAGUUUUGGAGCAAUUGACAAAAGCCCAAAAUGAUCUGAAAAAACAAGCAGCGCAUCUCUUUCUCAGUGAUGAAAACAAGCAAUCCAUCCAGGUCAUUUCUGCCGCAGGUCCCUAUUGGAGCACGACCACAAUCAACCGUGCCGACGUUCAAUUCACCAUGCAAGAUCUUUCAGCAGACUUUGAGCCCUUCCAAGAACUCGUUGACAAUCCGCUGGAUUGGACUGUACCCGUUCGCAUCGGCAGUGAAGAUUCUGACGCAGGUCUUGACAACAUUUUCAACUAG
Messenger RNA from Suillus bovinus, 771 nucleotides. RefSeq lists its product as uncharacterized. NCBI's taxonomy places the organism in Eukaryota, Fungi, Basidiomycota, Agaricomycetes, Boletales, Suillaceae. The record is from RefSeq and is a predicted model, not a curated record. The transcript has 2 exons. Bases 1 to 771 code for a protein of 256 amino acids.